CCCACUUUUCAACUCAACCAUCACAAGCACGUGUAUUACACGCAUUCUAAUCUCUCACCAAAACUUCAUUAUUAUGGAAAACACAAAUAGAAAGAAGAGAGUCCGAGUUAAUGUAAACUCAGACGAAUCAGAAUUCAACUCACCUGAAGUAAAGAAACUCAAAGAAAACCUCUUAGACGAUCUCAUCAACAACGAUUCCGAGUUCUCCGCCACGUGUCACGAUUUCGACUCCUUCAUGAAAACCUUAGAAGAACAAAUCACACCGUCACCGUUGCCGGCGACGGAAGUGGUGGAUUUAACGGCGGAUUCAGAAGAGUCUACGCCGGAGUUAGGUUAUCUUCUAGAAGCUUCUGAUGAUGAGCUUGGCAUUCCUCCACGUGUCAUGACGACAGUAGAAAUAAUAAAAUCUGAUGGUUUGUGCGAGUCAAAUGAACUCAGUAAUGAGUUAUGGGAAUUGGAUGAGAGAAUUCCGAAUUAUGACUUGUUUGAUUUGGGAAUUUAUAGUUCUAGUGUUUGUGAUUACGUGGCGAUAGAUGGAUUAUUUGAUGAUCAUUCGGAUCUUGGUUUCGGGUCACCUGAUUUUCUAUGGAGACCUGAGACUUUACCGGCAAACUAGAAAAUGUAAAUUUAAAUCUUUUUUUUUUUUGUUCUUUUAUUUAUUACUACUAUAUUAUUUAAUUGAAAACUGAUAAGCAAGGGCUAAGUAUACAAAUUUGA
Molecule: messenger RNA, 717 nt
Organism: Lycium ferocissimum
Lineage: Eukaryota; Viridiplantae; Streptophyta; Magnoliopsida; Solanales; Solanaceae
Exons: 1
Coding region: 74-616 (180 amino acids)
Source: RefSeq, a predicted model, not a curated record